This is a messenger RNA of Pezoporus flaviventris, 4367 nucleotides long. It is a transcript of the gene IFT27, whose product is annotated as intraflagellar transport 27. Lineage: Eukaryota; Metazoa; Chordata; Aves; Psittaciformes; Psittacidae. The transcript has 7 exons. Gene Ontology annotation, cellular component: Golgi apparatus. Bases 88 to 648 code for a protein of 186 amino acids. Gene Ontology annotation, molecular function: GTP binding; GTPase activity. The record is from RefSeq and is a predicted model, not a curated record.
GGGGCGCUCGGUUGCUAGGGCCGCGCUGUUGCUAGGGAGGCAGAGUGUGGUGGUGGCCGCCGUCGUCGUCUUCCCCGCGCCGGGGCCAUGGUGAAGCUCGCUGCCAAGUGCAUCCUGGCAGGAGAUCCAGCUGUGGGAAAGACUGCUUUAGCCCAGAUGUUCCGCACUGAUGGAGCUCAUUUUCAGAAGAACUACACACUGACAACGGGCAUAGAACUGUUGGUGAAGGCUGUAUCAAUUCCAGAGACAAGUGAUAGCGUGGAAUUUUUCAUUUUUGACUCUGCAGGAAAAGAUCUAUUUUCUGAAGUGCUGGAGAAACUGUGGGAGCAACCCAACGUCCUGUGCCUUGUGUAUGAUAUCACUAAUGAGCAAUCUUUCAACAACUGUGCCAAGUGGCUGGAGAAGCUGAAGGCUCAAGCAGCUGGGAUGCACAUCCCAGGUGUUUUACUGGGGAAUAAAACAGACCUAGUUGAUCGUCGAGUUGUGGACCAGAAACAAGCACAGGAGUGGGCUGAGAAACACGGCUUGGAAUACUGUGAGAUGUCAGUGAAGGAGAUGAAAAAUUUUGAUACCCCUUUCCACAUGCUGGCAAAGUCAUUCCACCAACUGUACAAAGAGAAAGUGGAAACUUUUCACUCACUAGCUUGAGGGCUGUGACUGGCAUGACUUACUUAUCCUCGCAGCUUGUUCUAGUGCCCAGAAACCUGCAGGGUGGAAUACAGAGUGAAGAAAAGAGAUGAGCUAUUUGCUUCUUCAUGGUCAUCUUCUGGUAAUUCAAAAUAAACUAGAAAUAAGCAAGUGGAAACACACUCUUCUGCAGUUGCUACCUCAGCAUUCCUUUCAUGUCCUCUAACUUGGCUCUGUACUCACUGAAAGUCUGCUAGGUUGGAGGAGGCGGGGAGUAAAAGGGGAGGGCAGAAUGGAAAUAACCAGCUCUUUGCUUUGAUACUGUCAUGUGUCUUCCCUGAACAGACUUCCUGCUGCUACAAGGGAGGAUUUAGAGGUUUGGAGAAGGAGAGAGGAAGCUGACAGGAUGUUUUUCAACUUAAGCAACCCAGCAUAUGUUGCAGGGCAGGACUGAUUUAGCCCUGAUGCUUGAAAAGCAUUUUCAGUAGGAGGCCUACGCCCUAAAAUCAACACAUGGAGACCGAGAUAUGUGGGAACUAGGCUGGUUUUAGGUGUGUUUCUAGGAGUAUCCAGUGUUCGAGGCCUGUUUUAACAGCGUUACCCUUAUCAGUUGUAGGACUGGUAUGCUGAUGACUAAUAUGUGCUUGUGACUUCCAGAAUCUGGUUCUUUUCUUCAACGUGGCUCACUUUUCAGUGCUUGGUAGGAACGGUCUUGCAUCUGUACCGCUAUCAAUUGGUAACGCAGUGCCCUCUGCUGGUCCCAGGUCACAAGGUUUCUCAAGGAGCUACUUCUGGAGGCGAGCAGGACUUCCUGCAGGCAUAUCCAAACUGGCUGAUCUGCAAAAUGGGGUCAGAUAGCAAGAAUAUCUCUUUUAUUCUAAAUACGAGUGCAAAAUUUGAAACAAAUUCUCUUUUCUUCAUGUGUUUUUCAUCUUACGUGGUUUUAUGUCAUUUUUCUUUUUAUCAGCUGAACUCAGCAAUACCAUGCUCUUACUAGGCUCAGAUUAGAAUGAGAGUCCUCUCUGUUGUUAAACUUUCCCUGCUUGUCCUUGAAUUUGGGAUUAAAGACCACGAUUUUGAUGUUGCUAGCGGAAACAGGACUAAGGAAAUGAAAGACAGCCCAGCUGAGUUACCGUAACUCAGCCGUGUCUGGCUAGAAGUUUUUUAUCAGGAAGGGUAAAAGCCGAUAGAGAACUGCUUUUCUGUGGGGAGUACUGAUGUUGCAUGUGUAGGAGUCUUUUUGCUAAUGCAGUAUAUGAAAGCACCCAUGGUCAGGUACUGCCUUGUAACAGCCUAACACUGAGAAGUUCAAAACUGUAACUUUCUUUUCUCCCAGAUUGUGUCAGCCUCCCUUGGACAUGAGAGGCUGAAUUUUGUAUUCAUAAGUACUACAGUGAUUUUUCAGGCAGGCUUUUCAGGAAUCUGUGUUUCAAGACUUUUAUAAAUUCAUUUUAUAACCACAUUUAUGCCCAGUGCUAGGAAAAGUACAUUGGAUUGAAUGUAAGAAAUACGACUGCAGAUGUUGUAGCAGAGUUUAUGAAGCACUUAGAGAAUCUGGAAAAGCAGCUGGGCUUAUUUCACUGGUAACUGUGUGUUUAUGCUGGGAAUUAACUAGGGAGCAUGAAUACCAGCUAAAGAGGUUAAGUAGGAGCUCAGCCCAAAAGAAAAGAAAAUGUGUAAGUUCUUUUGCUAGAAGCCACCUCAAAAAAUGACAGAACCACCUGGGAAAGCUCUUGCUUCCUCUAAAGAAGGAAGGACUCCUUUGUGGGCUUAGGGUAACUAGAAGACUCACUCUUUUUUGAGUUGGAUUAGCAUUACUGGCAUUUGUAUCUUACAUUGGUUGUCUUGUUAACCCUGGGAGGUGUCUGUUGAUUUCCAUGGGCUGAGUAGAGUCUCGUCUGCAGGUGCUGAUACCUUUGACUGUUAAGAAUAUUAAGACUAAGAAUGAAAGUUAUUUUGGAUGCUGUGCUGAUCUAGUUAAAGAACUAAAGAAGGCUUGAUUUGAUUUGGUAGCUCAUUUCCCCUGGUUCUAUUGAUGAUGUGAUUACAGCACAAGACAGAUACUUUUUCAUAUUGAAGAUAGCAUGCCAGGUGUGUAUGCCAGCUGUGACGUGGUAUAUAGGGGGAAUGAAUGCCUUGGGAAUGGCUGAUGAAAUGAAUCCUAUGCAGUCUUUAACCAGGGAGUUCAAUCUCUCUGUACCAGAAGGACCUCCCAUAACUUCAAAUAAACAGUCUAAAUGCACCAGUAAGAUGAAGAUGGGUAAAUACUGUUUUAUUAAAUGAAUGCAAAAGCUGGAGGAUCUCAUUAAGGGAAUGCUUGCAGUGGUGCUUUGUGAUUUAUAGGGGAGCUGCUUUUGAGAGGUUAGUGAAGAAAAAUGCAUCCCAUGCAGGGAAAGAUGUAUUGCCUGAGAGAGGAAAUGUAUGAUCUAAUUAGCUAGCAGUAGGGAUUCACCCACUGCCCCUUUCCCUCUUCUCACAGGCCAUGACUAGAAUUAGAAAAAAGGCUGUGUCUAAAGCAUGUUUCCUAACUUGCCUUUGCAGGACUAUUUCAAGCACUAAAUUAAUGUCCUUCAAAGUGGUAUGUUUAAGAAUAAUCAUCUCAGUCCUUCCAAAUGCAUUUUAAAAGCAUCAUAUAUUGUCCUUCCUGGCUAAUGUACUAUAUAAUACCGUCAUGGUGAAGGUGAUGCUUGUUGCUAUUUUCUUAGCUUAUACAUGACCUUGUUGUAGAUACUAGUAGUGAGGAGUGGGUAUAGGACAUGGGAGCCAAAUAUGGGAAUGCUGUGGAAAACAGUUUUGUGUCUGAAGGAGCUUAGGGUAGCAACUAGGUGAGCAGGCUGAGUUAACAGACUGGGCCAUUAUUAAGUUUCUCUUACUAUGUUCAGUAACUGUUGUGGCCACAUCUGUAGAGUGUGAAUUCAUGUUUGCUGCUUAUAGCCUUAGCAUCCCUCUGAAUUACAGACACUGUGGAGAAGAAUAGGAUAAAGGCAGGAAGCUGUCUGCUGACCAGGAAGCUUCUUGUCGUGUUACAGCUCCCCUAUUUUGUCCAGUUGUGCAGUACUGCAGGUGCUCAGCAUGGGUGUUACAACUCAGAGGAGACCCAGCUCAAUCAGAACUGAAAUUUCAAAAGAAGUGGGAGGAAACGAAAAAAGCCUUUAAUUGUUUUCCAGAGAUACAUUGUCCUUCCUGUUCCUGCUUGCUUGUUUGAUUAAACAAAAACAUUCUUUUCUCCUGGGAGUCCCUCCCUCUUACCUUUCCUUUGGUCCUUGUGGUUCUGCUGCACAGAAUCCCUGUUAUACUUGUGCCCUGCUUUACUUAGCUUGAUACAUCACCAGCUGAUUUUUUUUUUUUUUUUUUUACCCUUCUAAUUUCUGCAUUAUCUAUUCCCAAGGCUGCAAGACAUUUCUUCUUAGAGAGAUUAAUAGAUGAAAGAAAACAGAAGUGGAAUUUUUAGUCAAAUUGUCUUGGAAAAAAAGAGCCUUAAAAAGCUGACUUUCUGAAAUUUCACUGGAAAUUUGUCUGUGUAAAGUUGUCAUGUUAAAGAUGCUUUAAUGGUUUGGUUUUGUCUUGCCAGGCAUAUUCUGCUCUGGAGUGAAAUGCAGGAUAUAAAACUCCAGAAAGAUUAGGUUUUAUUGUGGGAGUUAAUAGGAAUUUCAAAGCUGAUCAUACUGUGAUAAGAUCUGUUCAGUCUUAACAAUAGAGUGGUCACUGCUGUUCAUAAUAAAGCAUUAAAUAUACUGAAA